This is a messenger RNA of Pleuronectes platessa (European plaice), 2457 nucleotides long. RefSeq names its product G protein-coupled receptor 19 (gene gpr19). Gene Ontology annotation, biological process: G protein-coupled receptor signaling pathway. Lineage: Eukaryota; Metazoa; Chordata; Actinopteri; Pleuronectiformes; Pleuronectidae. Gene Ontology annotation, molecular function: G protein-coupled receptor activity. The transcript is spliced from 2 exons. The coding region runs from base 223 to 1485 and encodes 420 amino acids. The record is from RefSeq and is a predicted model, not a curated record. Gene Ontology annotation, cellular component: plasma membrane.
UCUGCUGGGACCAAGAAACAUCUUCAUCCGCCCCUGCUGCCUCCCCCUCCUCCUCUUCAAUCUCCUCUUCCUCCUCUUCAUUCUCCUCUUCAUUCUCCUCUUCCUCCUCCUCCUCCUCCUCUUCUUCCUCUCCUCAAUCUCUGGAUCACGGAAAAACACCAACAUGCAGCGACUGUUCCUGUUCUGCUUUCAGCCGCUCGUCUCUGGUGCAGCAUCAUAACUAUGGUUUAUGCCGAGUCAUCCCGUGGUGUGAACCCCUCCCUUCACUCUCCGUCUUUUCCGUAUCAGAUGUCAUUUAACUUUUCCGAGAGGGAGAACUCCACUGUCCUGGCCACUUUACCCACAAUCCCCCUGUGCAGCCUGGAGGACUCGUCCUCCGGCCGGAGCAACGGCUCGUCCACCUCCUACGAACUGACCUCGGUGGAGGUUGCCGUCCUGGGCCUGGUGUUUGCGUUCCUCUGGCUGAUCUCCAUCCUGGGAAACGCCCUGGUCUGCCUGGUCAUCCACCGGAGCCGCCGGACUCAGUCCACCACCAACUACUUCGUGGUGUCGAUGGCGGUCGCCGACCUGCUCAUGAGCCUGGGCUGCGCCCCCUUCGUGCUGCUGCAGGUCGCCGCCGGGCGAUGGCCGCUGAGCGCUGCUGCCUGCAAGGUGGUGCGCUACGUGCAGCACCUGUGUCCUGGUGUCCAGGUGUUCGUGCUGCUGUCCAUCUCCGUGGACCGGUUCUACACCAUCCUCUACCCCCUCAGCUUCAAGGUGUCCAGGGAGAAAGCCAAGAAGAUGAUCCUGGCCUCGUGGCUGUUUGACGCCGCCUUCAUCUCGCCAUGCUUCGUCUUCUACGGCUCCACCUCCACAGACAGUCACUGUGAGUUCUUCCUCCCGGACCACUGGGGCAGUGUGGCCUACGCAGUGGUCCACCUGCUGCUCGGCCUCCUGGUCCCGGUCGCACUGAUCGUGUCCUUCUAUCAGCGGGUGAUCCGCUACAUCUGGAGAAUCAGCGCCGACGGUCACACGGUGCGCCGCACGAUGAACAUCGUCCCACGGACUAAAGUCAAGACCAUCAAGAUGUUCCUCAUGCUGAAUUCCGUCUUCUUCCUCACCUGGACGCCCUUCUACGUGGCCCAGCUGUGGCACCCCAGGGGGUCGGAGGCCGCCAGCAGACAGGGGCUGCUGUUCUUCGCCGCCAUCGCCUGGAUUUCCUUCAGCUCCACGGCCUCCAAGCCGACCCUGUACUCGGUCUACAACGCGAACUUUAGAAGAGGCAUGCGGGAGACCUUCUGCACGUCGUCCAUGAAGUGCUAUCGCAGUAACGCGUACACCAUCACGGCGAGCUCUCGCAUGGCCAAAAAGAACUACGUGGGGGUGGUGGACCUCCCAGAGCAGCCGAAGACCAGGGACUCGGUCUGCGACACAUUUGGCCGAGAAGCGAAGGAGAAGAAAGUCGCGUGGCUCACAAACGCCAACCCACCAAACACUUUUGUGUAAAUGGCGGGUGAGCUAACAGGAGGCUAACACGCUAGCUCUUUAUUCAGCGACACAAAACGUGCUCAGCUGGUACAAAGGGCUUUUCUCCCGGCAGCCAUAUUGGAAGUUCUCAAUCCUUUUCUACGUCAGAUUUAAACUGAGUUGAUUUCUGUGCAGUGUUCCCGCGGGUCCUUCUGUUACUGAUGCAUUGUGUGUUUUAGUGUUAGCUUGUGAGCUAGCUCCCCACAGUCCGUGGCCAUUUCUCUGUGAAACGAUGUAGCUGGUUUUCUGCAGUGUGGUCCGAGCUAACGCUAGUAACUGUUUGGUAACAAUGACAUCUCUGCUUUGCUGCAUAACUGUAAUGUAACGAGUUUCAGAUAUUAAACUGUUCAGAUUCAAUCCUUCUCACAAAAGAUGAACUUUAUGUUUAAAAUAUCUGGUUCUCUCAGAAAGUAAAACCACAAAUUAAAGUGAAAUGAUCUUAAACACAGACUUAAAUCAAGAUGACGACUCCUUCAGCUUCCAGAAACGGAGCCAAAGUAUCUCCCACACAAACGCUGCCAUCUUGUGGUAAAGAUGUGGUGUGGAGGCCCCACCCAUACACGUGCUUGACCAAUAAAGAGUCAGUCUCAGCUGUCAAUCAUGAACUCUCAGCCGGUUUAAAAAAAAUUGUUUUGGUCCUCGUCCAAUCUGCUAAGAUGGAGGAGGCGGGGUUUAUUAUCUGUACUGCAGCCAGCCACCAGGGGGCGAGCCAUGUAAUCGCUUCAUUUGUUUGUCUUUAUUUAUUAACUUUUAAUUCACAUGCUGUUCAGAAAUCUGUUUUGCUCUAAAAUGACAAAUGUUGGACGUGAGCUUUUUUCCUGCUGAAGCAGAAUCACGUAGAAAUGAAUGAAUUUGUUUUUAUUACAAUUAUAAAAGGAGGCUUCAGUCCGUAAUGUAUUUCAGCUGCUGAUGACACGUUGAUUGUUUUACGUAAUAAACAGAAUAUUGUGA